Molecule: messenger RNA, 231 nt
Organism: Colletotrichum acutatum
Lineage: Eukaryota; Fungi; Ascomycota; Sordariomycetes; Glomerellales; Glomerellaceae
Exons: 3
Coding region: 1-231 (76 amino acids)
Source: RefSeq, a predicted model, not a curated record
AUGGGUUACUACUGCUCCAACUACUACGGCUCCAUCCACUGCCACAAUACAGUCUCCCGCUUUGGCGAUAGAUGUCAUCUCUGCGCAGCAUCAAAAAGAGGCGCUUCCAUUAAAGAUGGUCUACUUUCCGAGGCCGAGCGAUGGGGUUCAUCCACCCCCCGGCCCACCCACGGCGAUCGCCGGGUCGAGCGGGCCAGCCGCCCGGCCCGGGACUCAAGAGUGAAGAACUGA